Mangifera indica (mango) is the source of this 984-nucleotide messenger RNA. RefSeq lists its product as uncharacterized. Bases 310 to 684 code for a protein of 124 amino acids. The record is from RefSeq and is a predicted model, not a curated record. Lineage: Eukaryota; Viridiplantae; Streptophyta; Magnoliopsida; Sapindales; Anacardiaceae. Gene Ontology annotation, cellular component: chloroplast envelope. The transcript is spliced from 4 exons.
AUUUCAUAUUUGUUUCCGGGUAAUUUCGUCCAAAUAUAAUGUAUGUGUUAGUUUUGUGUGUCUGAUCCUUAAAAGGCUGUUCAAUUUAGUUUGAAUUCCUCUAAUUUUGAUCAUCUUCCCACCAGUCUUUGCCAUCAAGUGGUUAAAGCCAGCCACACAAUAAUAUUAUUAUAUAUCUGGGAUAGAAAUAGAAGUAGGGAAAAUCCUUUAGUUCUAGAACUCCGUCAACAUCCAAUCACUUGCUUUCUUAUUUUCUAAUCUAAUCCCCAACACAACACAGCACGGCACAACUACUCAAUUGGAGCUUUAAUGUCGAAAAAAGGAGGGGCUGCACUCCAAAAGGAUGCGCCUUGGAGGCAAUCCUCUGGGAAACCUAUUCCCAAAAUCCAUCACUCUCCUAUUGUUCGUCUUCCCAAUACUCCUUAUUCUAAUUACGCCCUUUCCAUCUGCCAGCAUCCUAAUCCUGUAGGAACUGGGUUGGCUAUGGAUGCUAUUGUUGAAGCAGCUGGUCCUGACUGCAUCGUCCCUGGACAAAUUAAACCCAUCAGAUUAGUCGGUCUCAAGGUUUGGCCAAUUGAAGUUGACCUUAAAUUUUUAGAACCAGUUGGAAGAGAACUUAAGCUGCUUGGAAAGUUUAUGGAUGAUGCAGUCAGCCUCAUGAACAAAUCCUUCAUAGAUCGGUAGUUGCUCAAGAGUUUUAUUUGUUAAGAGAGCACAACUGCUGCCUGAGUAUUCUGAAUCAUUCUUGUUAUGCAGAAGUCUAGCCGAACAGAGUGACUGCAGAUAACAUUUUCUUCUGCACUAAAUUUCUUUUCUUUUAGAUCAAACAAUUUCUUGAAAAGUGGAUGUAGACAUAUGGAGGUUUAAGUUUCUUCAGUGUUUUUGGCUGCAUAAAUUUUGUCUUGUGGACUUAUAUACUAUGACUGGAAACGAAGAUCUGUAUAAUAGCCUUAUUUUGAAUAAAUAUUAUAUUUUUUCUUUUAA